AGAACUUGUUUAACAAGUUAAUGUAUAUUUGUGAUUUUUAAUGUCACUGCUAGCUAUAUAUAUAGGACAUUCUUCCUUGGUCUUCUCUAUCUCUUAACCAAGGAACUAUAAUGUAUUUCACAACCUUUGCUCGUAGGAAAAUCAACAUGCUCAUGAAAAAACUAGGUUUAUUCAGUCAUUCAAAGAACUCGUACAAUCGAAUUGACUCUACUGAAAGCUCCAAGACCCGCAAAGUUCUAAAAGGUCAUAUAGGUAUGUACGUGGGAGAAGAGAGGAAGAGAUACGAAGUUCCAGUGAAGUAUCUAUCAUUACCAGCAUUCCAAGAAUUGUUUGUGCAGUCACAAGAAGAUGAGCUUGAAGCAAAAAUAGAAGGUCCCAUGAUGCUUGCAUGCAAAACAGAAGAAUUUGAUCAGUUAUUAAAGCUAGCCAAGGUGCAAUAAUAAAAGAGUUUGCGCUGUUGCCUGUCAAUAACAAUCUUGAGAGCUGCCACUUCAUAUUGAAGUACAGAAGUUAAAACCGUGCCCAUAUCUCCUCUCCCAAGAUUUACUUCUGAGAGACUAA
This is a messenger RNA of Quercus robur (English oak), 561 nucleotides long. Its product is annotated as auxin-induced protein 15A-like. The transcript has 2 exons. The record is from RefSeq and is a predicted model, not a curated record. Gene Ontology annotation, biological process: response to auxin. The coding region runs from base 111 to 440 and encodes 109 amino acids. Lineage: Eukaryota; Viridiplantae; Streptophyta; Magnoliopsida; Fagales; Fagaceae.